AUGUCGAGAGGAGAAGUUCAUAGCAGCGCACUGUUUGAAUACGCUCAGCAAGUGAAGAAUUUGGGGAACAUUUUGUUCGAGCUCCUCUCAGAAGCUCUUGGGCUUAAGCAGAGCUGCCUGACAGAUAUCGAGUGCAACCAAGGACAGAUCAUACUCUGCCACUACUACCCUCCUUGCCCCCAGCCUGAACUGGCCAUUGGCACAAGCCGGCAUUCAGACUCCGGGUUUCUCACUGUGCUGCUCCAAGACGAAAUCGGUGGCCUCCAGAUCCUCCAUGAGGACCGGUGGGUCGACGUCACACCAACCCCUGGAGCAUUCAUCGUAAAUAUUGGCGAUCUCCUGCAGUUGAUCUCCAACGACAGGUUCCGGAGUGUGGAGCAUAGGGUGGUGGCGAAGAAUGUUGCGCCGAGGGUCUCCAUCGCGUGCUUCUUCAGCACACAUUUCCACCCGGCCUCGACGAGGAUGUACGGCCCUAUCAAGGAGCUCCUGUCUGAUGAGAACCCACCGUUGUAUAGGGAGACCCUGGUUAGAGAUUACAUCAAACAUUACUACUCCAUCGGGCUAGAUGCCAAGACUGCUAUCUCCAACUUCAGGAUAUGACAUGGGAGAGUAGCUGAAUGGUUUUAACACUAAGAACGGACCGUAAAAUGGCAGCAUAAGUUUAGGUAACAGCUUGGUUACCUAAUGUAUUUCACUAGAAGAGAUCAUAUACUGAGAAAUCUUCAGGAAACUCAUAUUUGUUCCUUCGUUUGUAAAUGAAACCUGUUUUUUUUCUUUUA
Molecule: messenger RNA, 779 nt
Organism: Lolium rigidum
Lineage: Eukaryota; Viridiplantae; Streptophyta; Magnoliopsida; Poales; Poaceae
Product: 1-aminocyclopropane-1-carboxylate oxidase homolog 11-like
Exons: 4
Coding region: 1-600 (199 amino acids)
Source: RefSeq, a predicted model, not a curated record